This is a messenger RNA of Aquila chrysaetos chrysaetos, 4562 nucleotides long. It is a transcript of the gene ATF6, whose product is annotated as activating transcription factor 6. Lineage: Eukaryota; Metazoa; Chordata; Aves; Accipitriformes; Accipitridae. The transcript has 15 exons. Gene Ontology annotation, molecular function: DNA-binding transcription factor activity, RNA polymerase II-specific; RNA polymerase II cis-regulatory region sequence-specific DNA binding. The coding region runs from base 263 to 2173 and encodes 636 amino acids. The record is from RefSeq and is a predicted model, not a curated record. Gene Ontology annotation, cellular component: nucleus. Gene Ontology annotation, biological process: regulation of transcription by RNA polymerase II; endoplasmic reticulum unfolded protein response.
CGCUGUGGGUUUCAUGGCGGCCGUCUGGCAGGAGGCACCGGAGCUCCCCGGCUGGAGCGCCGGUGGCUUACAGGCCUUCACCCGUUCGCCCCCGCGUUAGCUGUUGAGACGCAGAGUUGUCGAUCUCUUAAUAAACUGUGGGUAUAACAACUAGGGGUUUAAAAGGAGAGGGUUUAAGGGGAAGGUGUGAGGUGCCGCGUCCAGGAAAAGCUGUGUUGUCACUGGCCUAAGGAAGGUAAACUCCUCCUGCGAGGCAGUGCUGAUGGGAAUAUGUGUCCGGGUUGCGUGGAAGGAGAAGUGUGAAGAAGCGUGGGAAAAUGAUCUCUAUAACUUUCAUUUUGAUUUGGAUUUGAUGUCUUGGGACUCCGACCUUUGGAAUAUUACAGGCCAUGCUUAUACAGAUGCAAGCGUGAAGACAGAACCCUUAUCACCAGCCACUUCAAAUUGUUCGGUCCCUUCUCCAUCGUCUGUGGACUCUCCAGUGCAGAAUGUGCCUGAUGAUGUGGACUUCAGCUGUAGCUCCCAGAUGUCUCCCAUCUCUCUCUACAGCAAGAGUUGCAGAAGUCCUGCAUCCCCCGAAGGAGAUGGAGGGAAGAAGCCUGCUGUCAGCAUCACUUCUCGGUCUGCAAAUAAUUCUGCGAGGACCCUGAAGAGGUGUGGUCAGACAGUGUCCAGGCCUUUGAUACAACCCAAACCUCUUUUGCCUGCUGUACCUGAAGCUCAGGCUAACGUUGGCAUCCCAGCUAAAACCAUCAUUAUUCAGACUCUUCCCACGCUUGUGCCACUGCCAAAGCAUCAGCCAGUUGUUAACAUCCAGCCAGCGCCUCCUAAAGGUCAAUCAGUGGUGCUCCCCCAGCCUGCUGUGGUACAGCUCCAGGCUUCUGGAGUGCUUCCUGCCUCCCAGCCAGUCAUUGCCGUCACUGGAGGGACCACACCACUUCACAAUCAUACGGUGAAUGCAUUGUCUCCAGCUGCUGGAAAUGGCUCAGCAAGCGGCAAAAUACCAGUGACUAAGCCCUUGCUUCAAAGGACCACACCAGCAAUGGGGCUGGAUGUCAAUGUCUUGAGAAGGCAGCAGCGCAUGAUCAAAAACCGGGAGUCAGCCUUUCAGUCUCGGAAGAAAAAGAAAGAAUACAUGUUGGGACUGGAGGCGAGGCUGGAGGCAGCCUUAUUGGAGAACGAGAAACUCAAGAAAGAAAACAGCACACUGAAGAGGCAGCUGGAUGAAGUAGUGUUAGAGAAUCAGAAGCUCAAAGUAUCGUCUCCAAAGAGAAGGACCCUGUGUGUGAUGGUGAUACUGGCUUUCAUAAUGUUGAAUUAUGGUCCAUUGAGUGUAUUUGAAAAGGAUCCCAAUGGAAUUGAUUCCACUGCGAGUUCCAGCCACCGGACUAGAAAUCUUCUGGAGUUCUCAGCUAGCCAGGAGUCCAGCACAGCUCAGAAAAUACCUGGGGACAUCAUUCCUGAGAAGAGUAAUAGGUAUGAUCAUUCUGUAUCUGAUAACAAAGCACUGAUGAUAGUCUCAGAAGAACCACUGUUAUAUAUUUCACCACCACCACCACCCUGUCAGCCCCUGAUCAACCGGACAGAGUCGCUCAGGCUGAAUCAUGAACUUCGAGGAUGGGUUCAUAGACAUGAAGUGGAACGAACAAGAUCUAGAAGGUUGUCAAAUAACCAACAGCAGAAAGCACGGGUUAUGCAGAGCUCCCUCAGUGAGAAGGCAGAUUCCCAGCUAAUGGCCAUGCCUUACACAGACACCAGCCUCAGCAGGAACUCAGGGAAUGAGCUGCAAGUGUAUUAUGCCUCUCCAAGGAGCUAUCAAGAUUUUUUUGAAGCUAUUCGCAGAAGGGAAGAUACAUUCUACGUGGUGUCAUUUCGCAGAGACCACCUGUUAUUGCCAGCCACCACACAUAACAAGACCAGAAGACCAAAGAUGUCUAUAGUGUUACCAGCUGUCAACAUCAAUGAGAAUGUGAUCAAUGGGCAGGACUACGAGGUGAUGAUGCAGAUCGACUGCGAAGUGAUGGACACCAGGAUCCUCCACAUCAAAAGUUCAUCUGUCCCUCCAUACCUCCGAGAGCAGCGCAGAAAUCACACUGACACCUUCUACAGCGCGUCUCCCUCCGUCUCGGAGACACCCCAUACCCUGAGGGCUAUUGUCAAAUCCCUGCAGUAGCUCCUGCGGUGUAGCAGCACGGCCUGUGCGCCCGGCAUGCAGCAGGUCCUGCUGCCUGAUGGAGCCCCUUCGCUGGCAGGUCCCUGGGACUUCUGGCACAUCGGCACAGCAAGGGCAGACCCCGCUUAGCCCAUUCCUGUGCCUGACCCUACCCAAUGGCCGCAUCCUGCCCAGGGAAUAUACAGCUCAGCUGGCCGCUUGCCAGGGACAGACCUGGGGGGACCCAGGCAGCGUGCGAUGCCUGGUGCCGAAGGUGCAGGUGCGGCACGCUGCUACAGUUCUGGUGUCAGCAUCAGCAGCUGGUGCCUGGGGCUGGUGCAGGAGGGGACACGGGACGUCCUUGCUACUUAUGCACUGUCCAAAAUUGUGGGUUGGUUUGUUUUUGGUUUUUUUGUUGGUUUUUUUUACUUUUUGUUCCUGUUAAACUGCCUCCUGAGGUGGCGUGCUGAGCACUGGGGUCCUGCCCAGAGACACAGCUGCAGAGGCCCGUGCUCGAGGUCAGGCUUCCAUCCCUGCAGUGCACUCGGGGCAGCAGGAGGAAGCCGUGUCCGGCUCCCAGCUGCGGGUGCAGGCAGAGCCGCAGCCGCACAGCCCACGCCGGGCCUGCCACCCUAGCCCUGGCCCUGCGCCCUAGGAGCAAGAGCAUCCCUCCUCUUCCAGAGUGGCUGUGCUGGCCUUGGCCAGACAGCCCUGCUCCUCGUCAACGCCACACGCCUGCCCAAAUCCCUGCCUGUGUAGCCUCCCUUGCCGGGAAGCCCUGGGCUGGUGCCCAGGGUUGCAGCGGUGCCAUGGGGCAGCCCAGCCCCAGCCACCCAGCUGGGUGGUGGGAACCAGCACUUACAGCCAAAGCACUACAAGCAGAACAACCCGCACGGCUGCAGUGGUACGGGGUCUGAGCUGCCCUCCGAGGCAGUGUUACGCACACACACACACACACACACGCAUGCAUGCACACACACCACACAUCCCCCCCAAAAACCUACGUGUGCUCUCCCGCACACUGCUGCUGUCUUCCUCAGCCCACGCGGCCGUGUGGCAAAAGGCUGGGGCUUGGCCCAAGGGUGGUGAUUUGGUGCAGCACAUGCAUUUCUAACGAUUGUACUGCUGUUCUUUUUGUUUUGUGGUUUUUUUUCCCUCUGUUUUGUUUGGUUGUUUGUUGGGGUUUUUUUGGGGGGGACGUUGUGAUAUUUAAUGCUUUUCACUGCUAACAGCCUACGGAGUGGCGCUGGCCAUGCCGGGGUGGAAGAGCUGCUUCAGUUCAGUGGGACACAGCCACAGCACCUUCCUCCUGAACCACAGACCCACACAGAGACACGCACACAUACUCACCCCCACACCCCCCUUCUCUGCCUUGCCAGCACUGACAGCCACCCAUCACGCAGCAGGGGAGCGUGCCAUUUGCCCCAAAGCACUGAGCUACUAGACGUGGCUCUUGCUGCAGUCGACAUUACGAAGCCCGCUGCAGAGCUCUGUUAACUGGUCCCAAGUUUGUCAGCCAAGCCCUGGGCCAGAGGUGGGCCGAGGGGCUCCAGCGCGUGGUGCACUGCGGUGCUCAGCUGGGAUGAGACACCAGCAGAGCAUCGGCCUUUCGUAAUGACUUCAGCAUGUUACAUUAUUUUUUUUCCCCUUUGCAGUUAGCACAGAAGAUGGUGGGCUUCAGUUUGCCAGCCAACUGCCUUUCCUUCAUUGUCUGAACCGCUGACCGACUGAUGUGGUUUUUUUAUUAUCAUUAUUAUUAUUAUUAUUAUUUUUGUGUGUGGCCGUUAGGAAAUAAAGGUUGAUCCUGCAGCAAGACAAACAGCUUGGGGGGAGGCGAGGAGGAGGGUGAGGAGCAAUACACCCCUGUAAAGUAUGUGCCUUGCAACACUAUGGAAAAGCUUUGCCCUUUGCCACGUAGUCAGCGCGAGCUGCACAGGCCCCCCGUCCCCUCGGCGCUCGCGCUGCUGGGAAGCAGCCGGGCUCGGCAAGGGGUUUGGCUGCGCUCCUUGCACCAGUUCGUUUUCCUGGCCCCGGCCCCACCUGACUGUGGGCCAGCUCACACAAUAGUCAAAAAUAAAAAACCCCGGCGGUGCCCCAGCCAGAGGCACGCAACUCCCCCCCCCCCCCCCGCAGCCCCGGGCAGGGGCAGCCAGCUGCUCUGGGGGGUGUUUGCUGCUGGAGAGCUGGGGAGGGGACCCGGCGGCGGUGGCUGAGCUUGGCACAGCCCAGCACAUUGGAAAGGGCUGCUGCUGGUGGCCGGGGGCUCGGGGACCGCUGCGGCACCGCUGCGGCACCGCGUCCUCAGCCAGCACCUCUGGGCUCUGCUGGUGGAGAGCACCUCUCGUCCGGUGUAGUUCUGUUCUCUGUGUCCCUAGCACUGAAGGCAAUAAAAUGGUUCUUUUAUUUAUUA